Molecule: messenger RNA, 3251 nt
Organism: Brassica oleracea var. oleracea
Lineage: Eukaryota; Viridiplantae; Streptophyta; Magnoliopsida; Brassicales; Brassicaceae
Biological process (GO): DNA integration
Molecular function (GO): nucleic acid binding
Source: RefSeq, a predicted model, not a curated record
CUGGAUCAUCAACACAACCUCCACAAGAGAGUAGUACUGAAGCUAUGCUGAAACAAUUAUUGGAGGGACAAACAAGAAGUGAGAAACAAUUAGGGUAUGAGCUGAAAAAUCUCCACAACAAGAUUGAUGGGAAUUACCAUGAUCUAAACAACAAGUUCAAAGCCUUGGAGAACCAGUUUGUCUCUAUGACAGCCAGCUCAAGUCGCCAACAAGCUUCCCUACCUGGAAAGGCUGAACAAAACCCAAAGGAGACAAUGAAGGCAAUCACCCUAAGGAGUGGAAGAGAGUUACCUCCUAAAGUUCUCAUUAAGGAUAAUGAGAAACAAGGUGGGGAGGUGGUCAUCAAUGUAGAUGAUGAUGUGGUGAUUGUGGAUGAGAAGACUAAUGAGGAAAUCUUGGAGAAGAUAGUUGAAGCUAAGGGCAAGAGAAAGAUGGGAGAGGAGAAAGUUGAGAACAAAAAUGAGGCUGCUACAUCAACAAAGGAGAAAUUGUUCACUCCUCCUCCCUAUGAGCCGAAGCUUCCCUUUCCUGGAAGAUUCAAGAAGCAACUUCUAGAGAAGUACAAAGCCUUGUUUGACAAGCAAAUGAGUGAAGUUCAGCUCACCAUGCCCAUAAUUGAUGCAUUUAUGCUAGUUCCACAAUACAACAAGUUCUUGAAAGAUGUUGUAGAACAAAAGAAGAAAGAGAUGGAAGGGAUGGUGAUUCUUACUCAUGAGUGCAGUGCCAUUAUUCAGAGACUGACUGUCCCAAGGAAGCUAGAAGACCCUGGUAGUUUCAUCCUGCCAUGCGCCAUUGGACCUUUGACAUUUGAGAAAUGUCUAUGUGAUUUGGGAGCAAGUGUCAGCCUCAUGCCACUAUCCAUUGCCAAGAAGCUUGGGUUUACACAAUAUAAAAAGUGCAAGAUCUCUUUGGUGCUAGCUGAUCGAUCUGUCAAGCUCCCCAUUGGCAUCCUAGAAGAUCUUCCUGUCAAGAUAGGAAAUUGUGAAGUGCCUACUGACUUUGUAGUGCUUGAGAUGGAUGAAGAGCCUAGAGAUCCUUUGAUCUUUGGAAGACCUUUCUUGGCAACUGCUGGAGCAAUGGUGAAUGUGAGAGAUGGCACAAUUGAUCUCCACCUUGGAAAAGAUCACAUUCUCCAUUUUGAUAUCAAGGAGAUGAUGAAGAAUCCCACAACUCAAGGAGAAAUAUUCUACAUUGAUGAGAUGGAUGCUUUGGCUGAUGAUUUCCUUGAGGAGUUAGCGAUUGAGGACUCUCUUCAACAUGCCCUGACCAUUGAAAGAGAGUCCCAAAUGAUUGAAAACAAGGAGAGUGAUGAGCUAGUAAGAAGGCUAGAUGUUCACCUUGAGGAGGAUGGAGAAGAUGAGUUCAUGGAGUUGCCACAAAUGACUCAACAUGCUGCCUCAGCAGACAUUCAAGAGAACCUCCAUGAAGCUGAUUGGAGUGAGCUCAAGGCACCAAAAGUGGAGCUUAAACCUCUUCCCCAUGGUGUAAGGGUAUUACAGAGAUGUGAGGACACUAACCUGGUGCUCAAUUGGGAGAAGUGUCACUUCAUGGUCAAGGAAGGGAUUGUUCUUGGACACAAAGUUUCUGAGAAAGGAAUUGAAGUGGACAAAGCCAAGAUAGAUGUCAUGGUUGGUCUAGCUCCACCAAGAACAGUGAAGGAUAUAAGAAGCUUUCUGGGUCAUGCCGGUUUCUAUAGAAGAUUCAUCAUGGAUUUCUCUAAGAUAGCUAGACCAUUGACCAGGCUGUUAUGCAAAGAAGCUGCAUUUCACUUCGAUGGGGAAUGUAUGGAAGCUUUCAAAAACCUGAAGAAUGCACUCAUCAGUGCACCCAUAGUUCAACCGCCAGAUUGGGAUCUCCCCUUUGAGAUCAUGUGUGAUGCAAGUGACUUUGCUGUAGGAGCAGUCCUAGGCCAGAAGAGAGACAAGAAGUCACAUGUGAUGUACUAUGCAAGUAGAACCCUUGAUGAAGCUCAAGCUAAAUACUCUACAACUGAGAAGGAGCUAUUGGCCAUUGUCUUUGCAUUUGAGAAGUUCAGAAGCUACUUGGUUGGGUCAAAGGUGACUGUCUACACUGAUCAUGCUGCAUUGAGACACCUCUUAGCCAAGAAAGAUGCAAAACCAAGACUAUUGAGGUGGAUUCUGCUGCUACAUGAGUUUGAUCUUGAGAUCAAGGACAGGCCUGGAGUUGAGAAUGGAGUAGCUGAUCACCUGUCCAGGUUGAAGGUGGAGUGUGGAAUCCCUAUUGAUGACAGACUUCCAGAAGAGCAAAUGAUGGCUAUUCAUGCAGUGGUAGCUGUUUGUGAGACAGGAAAUAAACUUGAAGAGGUGAAGGCAGCUGGUGAGAAGGGUCCUUGGUAUGCUGAUAUAGUCAACUACUUAGCUAGUGGAAAAGAGCCAUUGAACCUUGAAGGUUAUGCCAAGAAGAAGUUCUAUAAGGAUGUGAAGAGAUAUUAUUGGGAUGAGCCUUACCUCUACAUACUUUGUAAAGAUCAACUCUAUAGAAGGGCCGUGGCUGAAGAAGAAAUUGAUGGGAUCCUUACACAUUGUCAUGGAUCAUCCUAUGGAGGCCACUUUGCUACAUUUAAGACAGUGGCAAAGGUGCUACAAGCUGGAUUUUGGUGGCCUCACAUGUUUAAAGACACCCAAGACUUUGUCUCAAGGUGUGACUCUUGUCAAAGAAGAGGAAACAUCACCAAGAGGAAUGAAAUGCCUCAAAACCCCAUCCUAGAAGUUGAAGUGUUUGAUGUCUGGGGUAUUGACUUCAUGGGGCCUUUUCCUUCAUCUUAUACCAACAAGUACACACUGGUGACUGUAGAUUAUGUCUCUAAGUGGGUUGAAGCAAUUGCAAGUCCAACCAAUGAUGCAAAGGUGGUUCUAAAAAUGUUCAAGAGCAUAAUCUUUCCAAGGUUUGGGAUUCCAAGAGUUGUGAUCAGUGAUGGAGGGUCUCACUUCAUCAACAAACUGUUUGCAAACCUCCUUAAGAAGAAUGGUGUGAAGCACAAGGUUGAAACUCCUUACCACCCCCAAACAAGUGGUCAAGUUGAGAUUUCCAACAGGGAGAUCAAGUCCAUUUUGGAGAAGACUGUGGGGACAACAAGGAAGGAUUGGUCUACAAAGCUUGAUGAUGCACUUUGGGCCUAUAGGACUGCUUUCAAGACACCCUUGGGAACCACUCCCUUCAAUCUUGUCUAUGGGAAAGCUUGCCAUCUGCCAGUGGAGCUUGAGUACAAGGUGCAUGAACAUAAGAAGUAG